This is a messenger RNA of Manihot esculenta (cassava), 1668 nucleotides long. Its product is annotated as replication stress response regulator SDE2. The record is from RefSeq and is a predicted model, not a curated record. Lineage: Eukaryota; Viridiplantae; Streptophyta; Magnoliopsida; Malpighiales; Euphorbiaceae. Gene Ontology annotation, cellular component: nucleus. Bases 68 to 1432 code for a protein of 454 amino acids. The transcript is spliced from 3 exons. Gene Ontology annotation, molecular function: protein binding.
GUUCGUCUACUUUUCGUCUCUGGGUUGCCCUUUAAUUUUGUGAAGGAUAGAUUCUCCAGAGACGACAAUGGAGGAUAGCACCAAGUUCUUCCAGAUAUUUGUCAAACUUCUUGAUGGCAAAACAGCAACGCUUAGAUUCACGGCCCCGCAAGUUGACGGCCUCGCCAUCAAGCGACGUAUCUCCGAGAUCACCAAAAUCCCCACUCACUCGCAGCGCCUUAUUUACAGCGGGACACAACUCAGUGAUCGAUCCGUAAUCUCCAGUCCUGAAUGCACUGUCCACCUCUUGCUCCGGCUCCUUGGCGGCAAGGGUGGGUUUGGCUCGCUUCUUCGAGGAGCCGCCACAAAAGCCGGUCAAAAGAAGACCAACAACUUUGACGCAUGUCGCGACAUGAGUGGGCGGAGGCUGCGCCACGUAAACGCCGAGAAGAGGUUGGAGGAGUGGAAGGCAGAGGAGGAGGAAAGGAGAUUGGAGAAGAUUGCGGAGGAAUUUAUUAAAAAGAAGGCGAAGAAAGGGAAGAAGGGGGCUGGGGAGGGAGAGGCAGAAAAGUAUGUGGAGAAGUAUAGGAAAGAAUCCGCCAAGUGUGCAGCGGCGGUGGAGGAGGCUGUCAGAGAGGCGUGUGGAAAUGGGAACGGAAAGCGGAAGGGGAAGAUGCCAAAUGAGGGAUUGGAGGCCAAGAAGUUGAAGAUUUGGAUGGGGAAAAGAAAAUUGGGUGAAAGUGACAGUGAAGAUAUGGAUGAGGAUAGCAGUGAUGAGGAAAAUGAGAAAUCUAUUAUUCUAAAUAAUGAGAACCAUUCAUAUUUGAAUAAGAAAACUGAAGGGAGUUCAGAUUCAGUUACUGGUGGGAAACAAGAUGGAGAAUCCUCUGGUGGUGCCUUAUGUGAGAGCGGUUCUGAGGCAGAAAAAGAUGCUACAGUGGAGCAAAAGUUGAAAUCUAACUCUCAAGAAGAGAACUUUCCCAGUGAAGAGGAUGGGUUGGCUGAACCAGAGGUCCAUGAGGAAGCAGCACCACAGAGUCCUGGCUUAACUAUCACAGAGACCGCUGAGAUUUCUGGAAUGCAUGCAGUUAAAGCUGAAAAGCAGGAUAAUGUUGGAUCUGAUACUCAGCCCCGUGUUUCAAGUCCAGCAAGAGGGGAUGUCAUUGAAAGCUGGCCAGGUACUGUUGUAGCAAACUCUGACUUCAAAUUUGACUCCAAUGGAGAAACAGUUGCAGCAAAUGUUAGAGAUUCUGAUUUGGAAAAGCCACUGAAUUUUGAUGAUUUCAAUUCAGCAGCUGAGAUGGAGGUUCUCGGCAUGGAUAGGUUGAAAAAUGAGUUACAAGCUCGUGGGCUCAAGUGUGGGGGCACUUUGCAAGAGCGUGCUGCACGACUUUUUCUUCUGAAAACUACUCCGCUGGACCAGCUGCCAAAAAAGCUGCUUGCUAAGAAAUGAAUCCGUGUAGUAUCUGACUAACUGUCGAGAUAUCUUCUUCCCUUCAAAUGUAUAGUUUACUUGUAGUUCUUAUAAUAUGAUGUCCACUCCCGUUCAAAUAUGGAAUUUGUUAAUGAGUGGAGACUUUGUGAUUGUGUAAUAUUUGGUAUCGCGUGUGCAUGUAAAACAUAUUUUGCGGCAUAAAUUCUGGAAUUUCCAGUAUCGUUGCAAUAGGUUCUGGAAUGGUUUGUACUUUA